Trichosurus vulpecula (common brushtail) is the source of this 5058-nucleotide messenger RNA. RefSeq names its product ATP binding cassette subfamily C member 6 (gene ABCC6). Lineage: Eukaryota; Metazoa; Chordata; Mammalia; Diprotodontia; Phalangeridae. Bases 66 to 4586 code for a protein of 1506 amino acids. Gene Ontology annotation, biological process: transmembrane transport. The transcript has 31 exons. Gene Ontology annotation, cellular component: membrane. The record is from RefSeq and is a predicted model, not a curated record. Gene Ontology annotation, molecular function: ATP binding; ATP hydrolysis activity; ABC-type transporter activity.
ACCCGAGCUUUACUACUGGGACAGGACGUCAAGAAGGUCAGACUAAACAAAACAGACGAGUCUGAAUGGUUGCAAUGGACUCUAUUAGUGGGGUCUGCAAUCCCCUCUUGGGGUUCUGGAAUUGGAAUGAGACUCAGCCCCUGGGACUCCAGAUGUUCAGCCCAUGCCUCUUGAAUGCAGCUGUGGCCUGGCUUCCCUCAAUCUACCUGUGGGUCAUUAGCCCCUUCUACUUCCUCUACCUUCGCUACAACAACAGGGGCUAUAUUCGGAUGUCAUGCCUCUUCAAAGCUAAAAUGGUGCUUGGCUUCACCUUGAUCCUCCUGGGUUUUUCUGACAUAAUCUUCACUCUUUGGAAAAUCAAAGGAGGAACGCCUCAAGCCUCUGAAUUCCUGAUCAGUCCUACAGUAUGGCUCAUCACAAUGGUCCUGGUGGUAUUCCUCAUCCAUUCAGAGAGGCAGAAGGGCAUCCAGUCAUCAGGAGUGCUGUUCAUUUACUGGCUACUCUGCUCCCUCUCCAUGGUGGCCACAGUCAGUGCCACAGUGUACCAAGCCCAGCAAGGAGGCUUCCCAGAAAACACUUUCCGCCACCUCAUAACCUAUUUUUAUUCAGCUCUGAUUGGUGCACAAUUUGUAUUGUCCUUCCUAGCUGACCAGCCACCAUUCUUCUCAAAAAUCCUUCAUGACUCAAACCCGUGUCCUGAAUUUGGAGCCUCAUUCCCUUCCAAAGCCACAUUCUGGUGGUUUUCUAGGCUGGUAUGGCAGGGCUACAGGAAGCCCUUAGAGAUGGAUGACCUCUGGUCACUUGGGAAAGAAAAUUCGUCUGAGGACAUCAUACCGCAACUUGAAAGAGAAUGGAAGAAGCUGUGUAAUGAAGCCCAACAGACCAAAGAGGAAGUAAGAUUUGAAAGGGGUGGAAAAAAUAGAGCUGAACCAACAUUCCCUUCAGAGACUGAAGCUUUCCUGCAGGGGCAGCAGAAUUCUCGACUCCCUUUGCUGAAGGCAAUCUGGAAAGUGUUUAAUGUCCCCUUCCUCCUUGGGACUCUUAUUUUAAUCAUCUGCGAUAUCUUCAGGUUUGCUGUCCCAAAGAUCCUGAGCUUUUUUCUAGAGUUCAUCGGUGACCCUGAGGCUCCAGCCUGGAAGGGCUAUUUCUAUGCAGUACUACUCUUCCUUUCUGCCUGCCUGCAGACCCUGUUUGAGCAAUACUACACCUAUGUGUGCAUGGUCUUGCAGCUAAGACUGAAGACAGCUGUGAUUGGCUUGGUGUACAGGAAGGUUUUAGCUCUAUCAAGUGGUAUGAGGAAAACUGCUGCAGUGGGAGAGAUCAUCAACCUGUUGUCUGUGGAUAUACAACGAUUGAUGGAUGCUCUUUUGUAUCUGAAUGGUCUGUGGCUUCCUGUGGUCUGGAUGACUAUCUGCUUCACAUUCCUUUGGCAGCUCUUAGGCACAUCUGCUUUGACAGCCAUCGCCGUCUUUCUCAUCCUUCUUCCUUUGAAUUUCGUCAUCACCAAGAAGAGGAGCCAUUUUCAGGAGGUACAGAUGCUGCACAAAGAUCAUCGGGCCCGGCUGACGGAUUCCGUCCUCAGGAACAUGAAAAUCAUCAAGCUACAUGGCUGGGAAGAAGCUUUUAUGGAGAAGAUCCUGAAUAUCCGAAGAGGAGAGCUUCAGGCCUUGAAGAACUCUGGAUUCCUCUUCACAGUGUCUUUGGUGUCCUUCCAUUUGUCCACAUUUCUGGUUUCUCUGGUCAUGUUUGCUGUCUAUGCGCUGUCAGAUGAGAAGCACAUCCUGGAUGCUGAAAAAGCUUUUGUGGCUCUGACGGUCAUCAAUAUUCUCAACAGGGCCCAGGCUUUCCUGCCAUUUUCCAUCAAUUCUAUCUUCCAGGCCUGGGUUUCCUUGGCUCGCCUAGCUGCUUUCCUCAAUCUGGAAGAGGCAGAGCCCAGAGCAAUUAACACAAGCCCCUUAGGGGAGGAAUGCAUCUCUGUCCAAGAUGGCACCUUUGCGUGGUCUCAGGAAAGCUCUCCCUGCCUUCAAAGAAUAAACUUGGCUGUGCCACGGGGCUCCUUGUUCGCUGUAGUUGGCUCAGUGGGUUCAGGGAAGUCCUCAUUGCUGUCAGCGCUCCUGGGGGAGUUGUCCAAAUUGGAGGGAUAUGUGAACGUUAAGGGCUCAGUGGCUUAUGUACCUCAGGAAGCAUGGAUCCAGAAUGCUUCAGUGAAAGACAAUGUGUGCUUUGGACAGAAGCUGGAUAUACCAUGGUUAGACAGAGUUCUGGAGGCUUGUGCAUUGCAUCCAGACCUUGCAAGUUUUCCUGCUGGAAUCCACACGGAGAUAGGUGAACAGGGCAUCAACCUUUCUGGAGGCCAGAAGCAGAGGCUGAGUCUGGCUCGUGCUGUGUACAAGAAAGCAUCUGUCUACCUACUGGAUGACCCUCUUGCAGCUUUGGAUGUUCAUGUGGGCCAGCACAUCUUUGACCAUGUCAUUGGGCCAGGCGGAUUGCUCCAAGGAAAGACUCGCAUUCUUGUGACCCAGGCAGUCCACAUCCUACUGCAGGUUGAUCACAUCAUCGUGAUGGUCGAUGGAGUAGUUGCUGAGAGUGGCUCCUAUCAGGAGCUCCUACAGAGGAAUGGCCCUUUUGCAGACUUCCUAGGCCAGGCAAAACAAGAAGAGACCAGUCACAACCAAGAAAUGAAGCUUUCAGAAGUUAAGAAGAGCUCCAGGAAUAUUUCAGAAGGUGGGGCCUCUGCAGGAGAAGCAUACAGCAUCAUGGAGGACUCCCAUGAAAAGAGCCGCACAACCCUACAGAGCCAGGCCGAGGGCACCAGGAUGGCAGGACAGCUGACCGAAGGGGACAGAGUACAAUAUGGCAGGGUGAAUGCUGUUCUGUACCUGGACUACCUGAGGGCAGUGGGAGCACCCAUCUGCCUUUCCGUGAUGUUUUUAUUCCUCUGUCAGCAGCUGGUCUCCUUCUCUCGUGGUUACUGGCUUGGUCUUUGGGCCGAUGACCCCAUCACGAAUGGAACCCAGCAGCACACAGGACUUCGGGUUGGGGUCUUUGGGCUCCUAGGCUGUUUCCAAGCCAUUGGAAGAUUCGGCUCCAUUGCGGUUGUCCUACUGGGGGGAGUUCAAGCAUCUCAACAGCUGUUCCAGGGGCUCCUGUAUGAUGUGGCCCGGUCCCCCAUGACCUUCUUUGAGCAGACACCUAUAGGAAAUCUGCUUAAUCGCUUCUCUAAGGAGACUGAUGCCAUCGAUGUUGUGAUCCCAGACAAGUUCAAGUCUUUUUUAGGUUUCCUGUUUGGAUUUUUGGAGGUGAUCUUGGUGGUAGUAGUAACUACUCCACUGGCUGCUGUGGUGGUCCUGCCCCUUGUGGCUCUCUACAUUGGGCUGCAGAGUCUGUAUGUUGCCAGUUCAUGUCAGCUGAGGCGCUUGGAGUCAGCUAGCCGCUCACCCAUCUACUCCCACAUCUCAGAGACGUUCCAAGGGAAUGCUGUGAUUCGGGCCUUCCAGGCUCAGGACCAGUUUAUUGUACAGAAUGACUCAAGGAUAGAUGAGCACCAGAGAGCCAGCUUCCCCAGGCUAGUUGCUGACAGGUGGCUGGCAACCAACAUGGAGAUGCUAGGAAAUAUUCUUAUCUUCACCGCUGCUUUCUUCGCCGUGUUCAGCAAGCCCCACCUCAGCCCAGGGAUCGUGGGGUUUUCCGUUUCAAUGGCUCUCCAGGUGACUGAGAUCCUGCACUGGGCAGUGCGUUCCUGGACAGACCUGGAGAAUAACAUUGUCUCUGUGGAGAGGAUGAGAGACUACACUAAGACCUCCAAGGAGGCCCCUUGGACCUUGCCCCACAAUGGAAUCUGUCACACUUGGCCUACCAUGGGGCAGAUUGAAUUUCGAGGCUACAGCUUAAGGUACAGGCCAGAGUUGGCAUUGGCUUUGCGGAAUCUGACUGUGAAAAUUCACCCACAGGAGAAGAUUGGUAUUGUUGGUCGGACAGGGGCAGGGAAAUCAUCCCUCAUUGCUAGCCUCUUGAGGCUCAUCGAAGCUGCAGAAGGAGGGAUCUGGAUUGAUGGGGUGAAUAUCAGUCAAGUGGGGCUCCACGCCCUGAGGUCCAAAAUAACCAUCAUCCCUCAGGACCCAAUCUUGUUUCCUGGCUCCAUGAGAAUGAACCUUGAUCUCUUGGAUGAACAUUCUGACCAUGAGAUUUGGGGGGCCCUAGAGAUGGUUCAGCUUAAGAGCUUCGUUUUAGGUCUCCCUGGCCAGCUACAAUAUGAGUGCUCAGACCAAGGAGACAACUUGAGCGUAGGCCAGAAGCAGCUCUUAUGUCUGGCCAGAGGGCUGCUCCGGAAAACCAAAAUCCUUUUGCUGGAUGAAGCCACAGCUUCUGUGGAUCUUCAGAGUGAUCUCCAGAUCCAGGCCGUCCUCCGGGAUCAGUUUGUAGAUUGCACGGUGCUGACCAUCGCCCACCGUCUACACACGGUGAUGGAUUGCAGCAGGAUUCUAGUCAUGGACAAUGGAGUAGUGGCAGAGUUUGGUACCCCAACCCAGUUGCUGGCUCAGAGAGGACUGUUCUACAGACUGGCAGAAGAGUCAGGCCUCAUCUGAUCUUGUUCUGGAGAGCCAGGUAUUAAUGACUUCACAAAAGGAGGAGAGGGCAUUCACCUGCAAUCCGGGAUGGACUCGUGCUUGGCCUAAAUUUGAAUGCCUCUGUAAAGUGGGACCACACUCCUAAGGCAAGAUUUAUGAUACAUGGAUGCAGAGAAAAGGGGUCAAAGUCCUGGUGGAUCUUAGGCCGCACUGGCAACCAUUACAUAUAGGUCAGAGCCCAGUGGAUUUUUGUGUCCCAGCGAUUCAGAUAGAUGGUUCAUUUCACUAGACUGUUCAUUCUCUAUACCCAACCGCAGUAUCAAAGGACAAGUGAAUAGGAAUUAGGGCAGGAGUGGGGCCCAAAGGACCAUCAGCCCCUCCCCUACACAGAGUCAAUACCAGCACCCUGUUCACCCUCCUCAGCUUUAUUUCUGCAACCCACUGCCACCCCAUGUUGAUGCUAUGAAUAAAGAGCUUGCAGGAUGCAGUC